AUGUUCAACAUCUCCAGCUUCGUCCAGAAGGCUCAAUCGGCCGCUCAGCAGCUGAUUGAUCCCAUGCAGGGCUUGAACCUGACCAACUCCGACAGAAACCCCUCCAAGGCCUCCCUUUUCCAGGGCCAGUUCCGUCUCCCGAGCUCUCAGACGCCUCUGUUCGAGAUCCCCGCCGAGCUUACCAUCCCUCCUUCGAACGUCACCCAUGGCGGCAAAGACCACGACCGAGGCUGGCAUUACGCCGGGAGACUGCAUCUCUCCGAAUCUUACCUUUGCUUCUCCACCACUCCCUCGAGCUUUGCUCAGACAGCGAGCACUUCUACAUCAUCCGCCUUCACUGGCCAGACCCAUGGUGCUGGGCCGAGCGGCAAUGGCUUCACGUUUCCUCUCUGUGCUAUACGACGUGUUGAGCGCUUGAAUAGCCAGAAUUUCCAGUUCUCCCUCGCUAUCACCACUUGGAAUGGGAUCGGCCAGGAGCAGGCCAAGGCCACCCCCAAAGACCGGAAGGACUUCCGAGAACAAAGAAUCACCAUACAACUUGCUGGAAGCCGCCAGGCUUGCGAGAGAUUUUGCGACGGCCUGAAGAAGGGUCUGCGGGGCGCGGUCGGAAAUGUCGGCAAGUUUAAAAAGGUUGUAGCAGAAUGCUACUCAGAGUACCUACUACGACCCGAAGAAAAGAAGAACGCAGCGUCUCCUGAUGCUGGUCUCGGCGUAGUUUUCAAAUACCCGGGCGACCCAAAGAAGCUAAGGGACCGUGCAAAGAUGAGGCUGUGGGCAGAGUAUCUACGUGAUAAUGGACGCAAUGCUACGUUGAUACGCCAGCCUACCUUCCACAAACUGAUAAGAGUUGGUCUCCCAAACCGCUUGAGGGGGGAGAUGUGGGAGUUAACCGCUGGCUCAUUGUAUCUUCGGCUUGAAAACCCUACGCUUUAUACCGACACUCUCGACAAGUUUUCUGGUCAAGAAUCUCUAGCUAUCGACGAGAUAGAAAAGGAUUUGAACCGUAGCCUUCCUGAGUAUCCUGGAUUCCAGAGUGAAGAAGGUAUCACCCGGCUCCGCCGGGUUCUAACUGCCUAUAGUUGGAUUAACACUGAUGUUGGCUAUUGUCAGGCCAUGAACAUUGUGGUAGCCGCUCUCCUUAUUUACAUGUCGGAGGCGCAGGCUUUUUUCCUCCUUUCGGCACUGUGCGAUAGACUAGUACCUGGUUAUUAUUCGUCUACCAUGUACGGCACACUUCUAGACCAAAAAGUGUUCGAGUCGCUUGUUGAAAAGACAAUGCCCAUUUUAUGGGAACAUCUAGUCAAAAGCGACGUUCAACUCUCGGUCGUAUCUCUUCCUUGGUUUCUGUCUCUUUAUAUAAAUUCCAUGCCAUUAGUAUUUGCCUUUAGAGUUUUGGACGUAUUUUUUGUGGAAGGACCAAAAGUCCUUUUCCAAGUUGGUUUAGCUAUCUUACGAAUCAACGGUGAAGAGCUGCUCGAUGCAGCAGAUGACGGCGCCUUCAUUUCAGUGUUGAAGUCUUACUUCUCACGACUAGACGAGUCUGCUCAUCCCAAAUCCGAGAACCCCAAGCUCCGCGCCAUCAAUCGGUUUCAGGAACUCAUGGUCGUCGCUUUCAAAGAGUUCUCCGCUAUUACUCACAGUACCAUACAAGACCUGCGGCUGAAGAACAAAGAUGCAGUACUCAAUAACAUUGAGAACUUCGCUAAACGAACAGCCAUCCGAAAUCUUGGCCCUGACAGUAAGCUUUUGAGUCAAGAAGAGCUCGGGGCUCUUUACGAUCGAUUUUAUGGAGUGCUAUACGAACGGCAGCAGCGUGAUCAUAUAAUCCAAGAAGAACAACGCCGUCGCGCAAAGGCGAACAAAUCAAGAGCCAGUGAAGCAUUCCAAGAACACCAUGAUCAUGGCGUCGAGAAGGGCCGGGUUGGUCUCGGCCCUAGCACUAGUUUGAUGGAUUACGAUGCAUUCCGAGAGUUUUUAGCUAGCAUUUCGAAAUGGGCCAUUUCAGAUGCACCUCCACCUUCUCCUCGCCGUGAUGUGGCCUCUGAUCGCAAUCCGUAUUUUGGAAGCUUUAGGCGCUCGGACCCCAAUCCAUUCUCGCCCUGGGGCAAUGGCCCCGAACCUGCUGAUCAUGAAUUCAUGCAACGGCUAUUUCGGAAAUGGGACGUGACCAGUAGUUCGAGCCUUACGUUACAGAACGUUGUUACUGGCUUAGCCCAAAUUAAGGGAAGGAGGGACAUCAUGGGUUCUAUCACAUACUUCUUUGAACUCUACGAUGAUGACGGUGAUGGCAAGGUGGAUCGGGAGGGCAUUUUGCGGGUAUCAGAAGCACUCUUAUUCCUUUCGAGGCGUGGGCUAGAAGGGACCCUUAGCAAUUCUACCUCGACUACGGCGCUUAACGGCAUAAGCGAAGCAGACAACACAUCCAUUAGUCCUCCAAUUGGUGGAACUGUAAACGAACGUUUUCUCGGCAGCGUCAGCGCGUUCAUUAGACGUUGCUUCGAGUAUGCCGAUCCAGACCAUCUUAAUAAUUCGGACGAGACAUUGCGAGAAGCAGAUCUUGGUACACCGGUCGAACCUCAAGACGAUGCACUUGUUGAUCCUGAUACAUUUGCUAUUGGCGAUGAUGAGGAUGAAGAUGAGGAGGACAUGUUAGCUUUUGAGGACCCCUCUCCUCCACCAAGCACCGGGGGCAAGAAGAAGGCCGAUUUAGACCCGGCUCCUGCAGCAAUGGGUAAUCCAGUUGAGAAUGUGGCGAGAAGAGCUGUGUCAAAGGCCCAAUCUGAAAAGGCAAAUGUGGCACUAGACCCAUCCAACCCUCUACAUAUUACGCUGCCGACAUUUCGAAUGGUUGUACUAGCAGACGAACUACUUGAGCAAUUCUUCGAGUCAUCUUUCCCCACUUCAUUACACAUCAUUGAUGGCUUGCCUAAUACAACCAGUCAUUCCUCUUCCCUUACAACUUUCUCUAGCUUGAAUUUCAACCGGCCAGCUACUCUCUCCCCAUCAGGAACUCAGCCUGGCUUGGCCGGUGCUGGCCGCGGAUUACGAGGAGUACUUGACAAUAUAGUUACAGAUGCCUCACGUGUUGCGGCUGAAGUUCGACGACGGAUGGAAGAAGCUCAGCGCGAGCUGGAAAGGAACGCCUUGCCAGGGCAGAGAGAUGAGGAUGAGGACGAUGAUGAAGAUCUUCAGGGCCCUGUUAAAUCUGCAGGAGCUUAUGGUGGGGAUGCUGAGCGGAGAAGCGUGAGAUCGUCUGAUAGAGACCUAUUGGAUGGCGCUGACGCAGGUGCUGGGGCUACCAAAGAGGCCGAAGGUUUGAGUCAGUCGCUCCUUGACAUCAAUAGUGAGCGAGAAGGAGGGAUGAACACAACCAAUAAUGCGACGCAAAGGAUUGUGGAGGGAAGAUUUGUCGACAUGGGGUUGUCCUCGCGGGUUGGAGCCACGGCUCUCGCCUCACUUGCUGCUUUCAGCUUCGUGGUUAAUGGCCAGGGUUACUUGUACAACAAGGACAUCGAAUCAUGCAAAAUCAAGUACCAGAACUUAGGGUGUGUUGGUGUAAAAUCCGAGCCGCUCCCCUUCGCACCAACAAAUUGGGACCCAGCGCUUAACGCGGACAACUCGGCGAGUUGGAUCGCCUAUGACACCGGCUACAACGACCCGGUCAACAUUACGAUUAACCAGUAUUACUGCGCUCGACAGUGUACAGCACAUGGUUUCAAAUAUUCUGCGACCUGGAAUGAAGAUUCUUGCAGCUGUGGAAGUUCCCUGUACACAAAGACAAAGGAACCAAACAGCGUUGUGGUGGACCUCAGCCAACAACUCUCGACGACUGAUGAUUCCAAGUGUACUAUCAAGCAGGAUGAUACCCCGGCCGAUCCAUGUGGUGGUGACCGAAAUCAGAAUUGCGGAUCCAACCGAGGCGCGGUGAUUCUUGCGGACCCUACUUUCCCGGAUGUACGGCAAGCAUCAAUAGCCGACCUGAAGAAGGGUUAUAAGCUUCUCGGAUGCUUCAAAAACGCCAAAUUCAUUAGUUCGAGGACGGAAUUCACGAAUGUGGCUUUACUCUCAUCUGGAGAUUGCCUCAGUUACUGUGCUAAGUUGGGCUCGCCACUUGUUAGCAUGGCUAAAAUACCUGCUGGUGUCCAAUGCCAGUGCGGUGCGGAUUUCGCCCGAUACGUGGCAGAAGCAGAUGAUGAUGGCACUACCUGCAAUACCAAGUGCACAAGUGUUGUCGGGCUCACGGAAUGCACUGAGGAUGAUCAAGAUUGCUGUGCCGAGUCGGCUGCUGCAAAGAAAACCCCAAUCUAUUAUAACCCUAAUUUCAUGGGAUGCUUUGUCCCAAGGAUCCCUGGUCAGACGCUUGUUGAUGGAGUUGAUACUCCAGCGCCCAACCAGUACAAGUGUUUCCAGACACCCAAAUCCAUCCUGAAUCGGCCCACUGCAGUUAUUGCGCAGUACAAUGACAAGACGGUGACAGCCGCGGCGACGUUUGUGGCCACCGCCAGACCAGACCAAGUCUCGCAGCCCUUCGUGAACUAUGGAUGCAAUGGCGGUAAUGGGAUUGAUGAUAUCUCAAAGGUUUUCACUACUGUCAAGCAAUCCGGCCUACUUGCCAAGGAGAUUACCGUUGAAAGCUGUGUUUCGUACUGUGACUUACAGAAUUUACAAUUUGCGGCACUUUACGGUACGGGCAGCCAGCAAAAGUGCGCUUGUGGAGAUACAGUAAAGACCGGUCUGGCUUUACAAAGCAUGGAAGAUUGCAACCAGCCUUGCGGAGGAACGAAGUCGCAGAUGUGUGGCGGUCCCUCAACGGGUCCCAAACGUUUUCUCAUCUACGCUAGGCAGGAUAUUACGCCUAAUAGCUGGUCCAUCACAUGGUCUUCUUCCCGAUCAGUUACGCCCACUUAUAGAUGCUCAGGAACCGAACCUACUCGCGAUCCGGACCCGACUGGGAGCGACAGUUCCAGCAACUCUCCUACUGGUUCCCCAACUGGCUCCGGCUCCGGGUCAGACACUCCUACUGGAACACCCACCGGCACUGGCACUGGCACAGGUACAGGUACAGGUACGGGGACGGGUACAGGUACGGGCACCGGUACCGAAACUGGCACUGGAACGGGCGCCACACCUACAGGAACUGCACCAGGCGUACCUGGUACUACUAACCUUCCCGCCAACGAGUUCGUCAUCCUCCAAGUCGCCCCAUACAAUCCCUCAAAGAAGCGUGCUGUCUGGAACCAGCGUCGCCAAUCUGUUGGAGGAUUCGUUGGUGGUGCCGGCCCCAGCAACCCAAACACCUGCGAUGAAGCAACCUUAUUCGGCAUCCGGAGCGGCCAGCUAUUAUCAGGCGGUCAAAUCGUUGCCACUGGUCCUAGUCUUGUUCCCAUUCCAUUCAAAGUUAAUCCCGCCGGGUCUAUCAGCCGCACUUUCACCAUUAUUAACGGUGUUUUGCACUGGUACAAUGACCUAUUUGCCGAUGGUGAAGCCCAUUUCUGUCAAGUUAAUAACGGCGACGUGUUUAUCACGUUCACGGGCGAUGCUUCCGGCCCCGCCGACUGCACACGCGUUGAUAUUGUUGUUUACUAUGCUUCCCAAUGCGUUGACGGCGAUAUUAUUGGCAAACCUGGUGGCAAUGGCGGCUCUUCUAGCACCUCCACCGGAACAUCGCCCACUGGCACCGGCGGCAACGACGAUGAGAUCCCCGAGAGGGACUGGUACUUCCGAGAGGGCCAUGCCCCAGACAACUACCCUUGCUCCGAGACCACCGAGUCUUGGAUCCCUGGCGAGACUACCUUCUUGCCCCAUAGGGAGUUGUAG
This is a messenger RNA of Xylaria bambusicola, 5817 nucleotides long. RefSeq lists its product as uncharacterized. Bases 1 to 5817 code for a protein of 1938 amino acids. The transcript has 7 exons. Lineage: Eukaryota; Fungi; Ascomycota; Sordariomycetes; Xylariales; Xylariaceae. The record is from RefSeq and is a predicted model, not a curated record.